Messenger RNA from Arachis duranensis, 567 nucleotides. RefSeq lists its product as uncharacterized. The record is from RefSeq and is a predicted model, not a curated record. Bases 156 to 539 code for a protein of 127 amino acids. Lineage: Eukaryota; Viridiplantae; Streptophyta; Magnoliopsida; Fabales; Fabaceae. The transcript is spliced from 3 exons.
UUCGGGCCUGCUACACAUACAAGCAAAAAGGCCCUACAAGUUUUACAAGUUCCCAACCCACACAUCAUUCACACACGCACUCAUCUCACUUUGAAUGGAGCGUAAAUUACACGCGUCCCACUCAAACGGUUUUUCUUCGCAAAUAGCGCUUCUUAAUGGCGCACUCUUCCACUUCUCCAACCCGUUCAAAGAAAACACAAACCGUCCAUUUUCGAGCAACAUUCCAAACUACAGAGAUAGCACUUGUAGCGAAGAUCAGAACUCUCCAUCAACACAACGUAGAACUCUCGAUCAAGAAUCUCAAGAAAAAACGAAGUUAUAAUACUCAAGAAAAAAUGGCAGCCAGAAACCAAGUUGGAAGAAAUGACGAGGUGGACCACUUUAGAGUGGAAUAUGCUUCCAGGAUUCUAUUCCAUGACAUGAAUCUAGACAAAGCUGAAGCCAUUAGGAAAAGUAAUGCAAUAAGACUGUCCAAGCCAUCCUCGUUUUUAUUGAGUCCAUAUUGUCAGAUAGAUUCUGAGGAUAUUGACACUGUUUAAUGUAAAUGUUAUAUAGUCCUGUAACAAA